CAUCAACGAUAGCCCACCAUUUUCAGUAUCACAAAAACGCCUAUCCCAGUGUUUGCAAACGAAGUCACCCACAGAUACAAACCGAAAACUCACAGGAAAACGGAAAAAAGAUGGCUCCGCUAGACCUGGAGGAGAUCCUCAAAAAGCACAAAGCCGCAAAGGCCGAGGCGGCAAAACCACGCUUCAUCCCAAGAGGCCAGCGCAAAAAGAUGGAGGAAGAGAAGAAACUAAAAGUGGAGGAAGAGCAGAAGCGGCAACAGGAGGAACUGCAAAAGACACGGAGCGAGCUGCAAAAGGCGCGCGAGGAGCUUGCGGGACUUCAGCGAGUGAGGCGCCAGGAGCAAUCAAGGAGCCGGGAAUCCGAUCACUCUGUCCCUACAGGACCCCGCGCCAUGCGCUCGUACGACGAUGACAGUUUCAACGGCAACGGCAACGGUAGCAAUAGCAACAGAAACAAUAACAACAACCAGAGAGAUCGACAGGAUGCGAGCACCAAAACCAACGGGAGUCGAACUGCAGAGGAGGUUCAAGAGGAGAAGAAGUACCUUGAGAGGUACACUGGCCCACCCGCCAAAGUCAGCACGUUCUCGGCCAACAAGAAGCGAAGACGUACGACGGACCAAAAAUUCAACUUUGACUGGGAUCCCAAGGAUGAUACAAGCCAGCCCUGGCGCUACGAGGAGACGGGCGCUCAUGAGCGGAGUGCCAAUGGGGCUACGGAGCAAGUCAGGAGAAAGAAGGCCACAAGGGAUUACAACGACCCUAGGCUUGUGCCUUGGCAAGACAAGGAGCUCUCUCAGAUGACGACCAGAGACUGGCGUCUCUUCAAAGUCAACCUCGAGAUUGUGACAAAGGGCAACAAUAUUCCCAAUCCAAUGCGUUUCUGGGAGGAGUCCAACCUGCCUCACGUACUUAAGGAUACCAUCAAACAGGUUGGCUACACUGAGCCAACCCCGGUUCAGCGUGCUGCCAUCCCCAUUGCCCUUCAAUGCCGAGACUUGAUAGGAAUAUCAAAGACCGGUUCCGGUAAAACUGCAGCUUUCGUUUUGCCCAUGCUGUCUUACAUAGAGCCACUACCUCCGCUCAACGAGGUUACAAAGACAGAGGGUCCAUAUGCCUUGAUUUUGGCACCUACCCGAGAACUGGCAACGCAGAUCCAAGCUGAGGUUAUCAAGUUUGCGACGCGCAUGGGCUUUACUGUAGUCUGUCUCAUCGGAAACAAGAGAACUAUCGAGGAAGAUGCCUUCGCCCUGCGCAACGGUGCAGAGAUCAUCGUAGCCACCCCUGGUCGGUUGGUCGACUGUCUCGAGAGGCACUUGCUUGUGCUUUCGCAGUGCUCAUACGUUGUUCUUGAUGAAGCAGACCGUAUGGUUGAUGGAGGAUUCGAGGAUUCCAUCCACAAGAUUCUUGCCGCGCUGCCGCCGUCGAACGGAAAGCCAGACGAUCGGGAUGCCGAAGAUCCAAACAUCAUGUCCAAAUUCCUCACACCUAAUCUCCGGUACCGGCAGACUGUCAUGUACUCAGCCACGAUGCCGCCCAGUGUUGAAAGAAUCGCCAAAAACUACCUCAAACAUCCGGCAAUGGUUACAAUCGGAACCAUUGGUGAGGCUGUGGACACAGUAGAACAGCAAGCCAUGUGGGUGGUUAGCGAGGACGAGAGGCGCAACAAACUCAGGGCAAUGCUUAACACGUACGGCACCGGGAAACUUGUCAUCGUCUUCGUCAACACAAAGAGUAAUUGUGACGCAGUUGCCAAGGAUCUCAAGUCAUCGAGUUUCUCAGCCGUUACCUUACACGGAAACAAGACACAGGAUCAACGUGAGGCCGCACUUCAGUCGUUCCGCGAUGGCAGGACAAACGUUUUGGUGGCUACUGAUGUGGCUGCUCGUGGUUUGGAUAUUCCCGACGUGUCGCUCGUCAUCAACUUCAACAUGGCUGGCACAAUAGAGGUGUACACCCACCGUAUCGGACGUACUGGACGUGCUGGAAAAGAAGGUAUGGCUAUCACGUUCUGCGGCCCCGAGGACCAUGGUGUGCUGUACCACUUGAAGCAAAUCAUGAGCAAGAGUCAAAUGUCCAAGGUUCCUCCUUGGUUGAAGGAUCAUCCCGAGGCGCAAUCCAAGCCUACAUUUUAAGGUUGAUGCAGACGCAAGUGAUCCUGCAGUGUACAUUUCUUUUGCCUAGUCUAAACUACCGCAUCCGUGAUUCUUUUUCCCAAUAUACCCAUGACGCACUUCCAUUUUUGUUUCUGGGCCUCUUUCUCCUGCUGUUCCUGACCCACUUGUUACUUGCCCCUCUCGACCUCUUGACAUUCAGCUUGUGCUCCACGGAAGAAUGUGGCAAUCGGCUCGGCGAAUUCUUGUAAAUAAUGCUGACGGGUUGUCUUUGAUCCAUCCCAUCUUAUCUGAUGCGUACCAAUGCCCCAACUUGGCUUCGUGCAGUAUCAGCGCCCUGUGGAGUCCCGCUGAUGAAGGCGACCCAGGUGCUAGUUGUGAGGCCAAGAUAAGUUGGCAGUUCGAUUGGCUCUGCCAUAACAAGUCCGAAGUCCAAUUUAUAUUGCUGGAUUGAGUAUUCAAACCCUUGAGGAGACGCCAAGUUGACUAGUCGACACUUUCUGAUUUAGGGUUAGAAAAUCAGGGGAAAUAGAAUAGAAAAAAGCCAAACUAUAAUUCUGCCUGUCGUACAUGGUAUGUAUGCUAUGAACAAUAUUCCCCUUCCCUGGCAA
Molecule: messenger RNA, 2725 nt
Organism: Pyricularia oryzae 70-15
Lineage: Eukaryota; Fungi; Ascomycota; Sordariomycetes; Magnaporthales; Pyriculariaceae
Product: pre-mRNA-splicing ATP-dependent RNA helicase PRP28
Exons: 1
Coding region: 111-2135 (674 amino acids)
Biological process (GO): mRNA splicing, via spliceosome
Cellular component (GO): catalytic step 2 spliceosome
Molecular function (GO): RNA binding; ATP binding; RNA helicase activity
Source: RefSeq, a predicted model, not a curated record